AUGACUGAAGUCGAUGGUAUAAUGCCAGAGGCAACAACACAACCCGUUUCCUCAUCUCUCGGCUUAACUGAGGAACAUUCAGCGCCCACCAGUAGUAGUUACGCCGAUGGAACUACAUCGGCAAUAGUGUCAAAUGAUCGACAGGAAUUGACAAAAGAACAACAUAAUGGAUUAAACAAAGUCAUUAAUAGUAGAGACGUCAACUCGUGCAUUGAGCAAAUGGACGUGGAUGGCCCCGAUACCGAAGAAGAGGAUUCUCAGAUGACAGCGUCAUCAACUACGGAAAAUGGUAUUGGAGUCGAUGGCGGUGGGGGCGAAGAGGGCAAGAUGUCAACAUGUGAAGAGGAUGGAAGCGUAAAUAGAGCAUUUCCUGAAGAGACUAACCGGCUCAAUAAAGAAAUUAAAGCCGACACAUUAGCCACUACAACUACUCCCAUUAUUGCAACUGUAAAAGAAAAUUUAACAAGCAUUUGUAAUGACGAAUUACAGAAUUCUAACACUUGCACGGACAAAUCAGUUGGUGGCGAAAGUGAUGGAGAUGUCGACGACACUCGGCGAUCGCGAAGUACUCCGGUAGAAGCGAGUGAUCCUAAAGACAGCAGUAAUGCUCCGAGCGAAAGCGUAGAAAGACCAGCCACAGUCAGCAGUAACACUGAUAGUGUUAGUGAAGUAGAGGGCGCAGAUACCACCAGCCAAGAUGAGAAGGCAAUUAAUUGCAAAGAACUUCAAGUAAAUGCACCAAAAGCUGUAAACGACGAAAGCAGGAGCGUAAAAGGUCACGAGGCAGUGGAUAUCUCAACGGAUCCACUUUCAAUAAGCAGUGAGUUUAAAUCAAAAUCUGAAAAGAAAGAGAACGGUGUUAAAAAAAAUGAAGCCAGCGGCUUUGUGGACUUAGGAGAUGACUCAGACGACGAAGUGACAAUCCCUAAGGGAACUGCUGCUGAUACUACAGUUAACAUCUCUGGAAGCAAUACAGCGAUAUCGAAGACUGCUUCGGUGCGUAAAACGCAUUCGGUAUGUAGCGACUCUGAUGGCGCCGUAGUUAUAGCUUCAGAUUCAGAUACAGAAGCAAAUAUGUUGCCCGCAAAACUAAAACAAUCUAAUGAAACACAAAUCAUUGACGACGACGAAGAUGAUGAUUGCGUAGUUAUAGAGGAUGAUACACCGGCACCACCACACUCUCAAACGCCAAGUGAUCUGAGCAAGCGCAAGAGUCUUGCAAUUGACUCACCACAGCAUUCGGAUGAUUCGCAGCCACCAAGUAAGCGUCAGCGCAGCGUGGGGCCUGGACCCACUGUCAAUCAAAUAUCCAUCAAAGAUGCACGAUCACUUAUGUCUCAUGAGGCAGCAGCAGCCACUGCAGCUGCUGUUGCCGCUGCCAAAAAGGUAGCUGAGAGUAAUAUAUAUCCUGUGAACAUUACACCAGCGGUUAGUGGUACAGCAUCUGGAGGCCCACCAAAGCUCAUGCCUGUCAUAAAUCCAGUGGGCAUUCCAAUAGCGGGUUCUGGUAUCACCAACCCUACAUCAUUUCCUGGACUUAGCUCUGCAAAUACAGCCAAUUUGCUUCCAGGUUUAACGGACGAUAUGUUUGUUCUAGAAGCACCUUCGUUCAUCGUUCCCUAUAUUUAUGAGAAACCGCCGGUGGACAAUCUCAGGGAUAUUGUUAAAGAUAUCGAAGAAAAAUAUAAAUUGUCAAAAGAAGAUCUGGCUGAGGCUGAUAAACCAGAAGAAUUUGAUAUGAUGACGGAGCAGAACAAAGAGGACAAAGAGGAAAAAAAUGGUAAGAAGAAAAAAAAGAGACGUGGUGCGGACGAUCCCGAUGAAUCAUGGUCAGAGGAAUCAGAUGAAGACGAUGACGAUGACGAAGAUGAAGAUUCAGGAUCAGAUGUACGUACUAAAGUCCUAAUCAAGGAAGUUUCCGACGAUUUGCCGGCACUGAAAGGUGCUAUUAAACCGGCAGCGGCGCUUGUGCAAUCGCCCAGCUCGUCAGCACAAAAUGCCAUUGUGGCCUCGAAACCCGGGCAAGAAAAUUAUUUCGAGAGCCCGCUGGGUAAAUUUUUCAUGGACAUAGGAGUGGGCCUCGUACAAGAGUUUGUUCAAUCGGAUUUAAUACGGUUGCAAAAACGCAAAAUGCGUAAAAGUCUUGGCAAGAACAUUACCGAGUUUGAACGGGCUAUAUCAGCACUAUCUGGCAACUUAGAAGCAUCCCAAAAGAAAAAUUCACCUUUCAAAUUCACCAUGAAACGCUGUGAAUUCUGCAAUUUCAAAUCGGAGUCUGCUCUUGCCAUGGCGAAUCACUACGAAACGCCACAUAUGAAUGGAGCUCUAUACAAGUGUAACUUUUGCGCUUUUGAGAUACGUAACGCCACCGAAAUUGUUUAUCACAUGGAAGCGAUACACAACAUCAAAGCGCGUCUCAUUAAGCCCCUGCCGUAUCAUCAGUGCCCCAACUGUGGAUUUGAGGAUAAUGGUAAAGCUAAAUUGGCGCGCCAUCAACCAGUUUGUGCGAAGAAAUUCCGGCCUGAGAUAAACUUAGCUCCUCCCGCUGAUUGGGAAGCUCCAGCAAAGAUACCACGAAUCAAGCCACGUCAUGGACUUGUGGGUACUGCGACGGCGUAUCAGGCAAUGGCUGCGCAAGCUGCGGCACAAAAGGCAGCACUUGCUUCAAUACAACAACAGCAACAAGCAGCAGCACAGGCUCGCAGCAUGCAAGCGGCUGCGCUAGCUGCCCAAAACGCAGCAAACAAAGUACGCGGUCGGCCACCAGUUAUGACGUCACAAAAAACUGGUCCCUUGCCAGUUGGACCAAUGCUCCGUGGGCCGGCACCGAUAAGAUCCCAAAUGGCUACAAAUGUAGUUCAACCCAACAACUAUCAAGUACCAGGAGGACAACUGUUACAAGCAGCCAAUGCUUUUGCAAAAAAGACGCUUUCCGGUCAACCGAGUAUUUCAAUAACGCCACUACCUCGCCAAAACAAUGCGCAGUCGGUUGUGACAUCACCAUCGACAAGCAAAAUGCCGCCAGCUGGUAUGAAACCUGGCCAGAGUCCUAUCGUUGCUGGUGGAGGUAAUAGCAAAGCACAGUUUGUCAUCUGUGAAAUAUGCGACGGUUACAUUAAGGAUCUGGAGCAACUACGCAACCACAUGCAAUGGAUGCACAAAGUGAAGAUACACCCGAAAAUGAUUUACAACCGGCCGCCAUUGAAUUGUCAAAAAUGCCAAUUCCGAUUCUUCACCGAUCAGGGUCUGGAAAGACAUUUGCUGGGCUCUCAUGGUUUGGUCACAAGCUCGAUGCAGGAAGCCGCAAAUAAGGGAAAGGAUGCUGGCCGAUGUCCAGUUUGUGGCAGGAUGUAUCAAUGGAAAUUAUUGAAUCACGUGUCACGCGACCAUCAUAUGACAUUGAAACCAGCGCAUUUGUCCUACAAAUGUACAGUGUGUACCGCCACUUUCGGCAUGUACAAACAAUUUGAAACACAUGUGUAUACGGCGCACAGCACCGUAGCAAAGAAGGCCAUGGAUGGCAAAAAGAAUAAUACAUCUGCUGCCGUGACAGGAGCUACUGGUAUGCCAAGCGGAAGCGGAAUCGGUAUUGGAAGCGGACUUAAUCAUCAGCAGCGCAGUGGUUUAAUGGCAACGAACGACUCGUUACUAAAGCCGCUGAAAAUAAAUGACGAAAUCACAAUUAUACCACAGCCUGCGUCAAAACCACGUAUCACGAAUAUGGAAAGUCACAUCAUAGAUUAAACCUGCUACAGUUUAUCUAAAGGGCAGUAGAAAAUAUUAAAUAAUAGAAUGUAUGCAGAGAAUAGUGAAAGAAAACCGCGUGGAGGCGUAAGCGCUCAAUAAAUUAGCCGAUCAGGUCGCAUUUUGUACUUUGCUUUGUUUCGACGCUACCAGAAUCCAACCGCACACCUGUUGAAGUACAUACCACACACGUAAGCUGUAACAUACGUACGAAUACCAGCAGCCAAGCUACACUGAAUCCCAACUUAGUUUCGAUGAACAGAAUGCGCAGUCAUCUUCAUUCAACCUAAGAAAUACUAUUUUAGGCGGCAUGUUGAAUGGAUGUCGAGCCCAAAAUAAUUUUAAAAUUACCUAUCGUUUUAAAUAAUUUGUCCAAGGCAAAAACACACUUAAUUUAAAAAGUGUGGUUGCUUCACUAGGGGGUGAUAAAGCAAAUACACAUUGUGUGUUUUUGUGGGAACAUAAUUUUAUUUAUUAAUUCUGUUAGUAUGUAAUGAAAUCUUAAAAAUGUGGAAAACCAGCGGUAAGCACAUUAAUGGCGUGUAAAUUAGUAAAAUAAUGAAAGAUAAAAUAUAAAAGUAUAAGUGAAUACAUAUUAUUAGUUUAUAGAACAAAUACAAAUCACACACCCAAACUCACACUCAGAAUUAAUAUAAAAACUUAUAAUAAAAUCUUAAAUUAAAGUUUUUUUAGAGCCAAAACAAAGUAAUUCAUUUAAAAACCCUUCUUUUCGGAAUGUGUUAUGAGGUUCUUAGGCAAAAUUUAAGACUUGGGUGAGCUAUAGUUAGUGAGAAUAGUUAGUGCGUUUAAGGAAACAUUUUAAGGCUAAUAUGUUUGAAGGGUUCGGUUAACGAGCGCUUUAUUCCUACGCUGCUGGGUAAAAUAAAAUUGCACUUCUUCACUCUGCAAAA
Messenger RNA from Anastrepha obliqua, 4655 nucleotides. RefSeq lists its product as uncharacterized. NCBI's taxonomy places the organism in Eukaryota, Metazoa, Arthropoda, Insecta, Diptera, Tephritidae. Gene Ontology annotation, biological process: regulation of gene expression. The coding region runs from base 1 to 3744 and encodes 1247 amino acids. The record is from RefSeq and is a predicted model, not a curated record. The transcript has 6 exons. Gene Ontology annotation, cellular component: nucleus.